Papilio xuthus (Asian swallowtail) is the source of this 2400-nucleotide messenger RNA. RefSeq names its product cell division cycle 20 protein fzy (gene fzy). The transcript is spliced from 10 exons. Gene Ontology annotation, molecular function: ubiquitin ligase activator activity; anaphase-promoting complex binding; protein binding. Lineage: Eukaryota; Metazoa; Arthropoda; Insecta; Lepidoptera; Papilionidae. Gene Ontology annotation, biological process: positive regulation of ubiquitin protein ligase activity; positive regulation of anaphase-promoting complex-dependent catabolic process; anaphase-promoting complex-dependent catabolic process. The record is from RefSeq and is a predicted model, not a curated record. Bases 136 to 1761 code for a protein of 541 amino acids. Gene Ontology annotation, cellular component: anaphase-promoting complex.
AAUCAUGUGCGCCAAUGGCGUUUUAAAAUUUCAAAUCUCAACGGUUGUUUGUGUUUGCCAGUUGAACGUGUUCUUAAUGAAAUCAUAGUUUAAAAAUCUGUAAUUUUUGAAUUGUGUCGUAAUUUAUAUCGAGGGAUGGCCCAGUUCAACUAUUUGAACGAAAUAAAUAGUUUAGCCACCAUGGACGGGCCCAUUACGAGAGGUCCUUUGCAAAGAUGGAUCAAGAAAUCAAACAACGAAAAUAUAAAUCCCUCGUUGAGCUCAUCAUUGAAGAACAUUUCUAAUGCAAACAUAAGUUCUUGCAAUCAAUCGCUCCAAAAACUGUCGAUUACUGCAAAUCAAAGCUGCAAUAACAGUGCGUUAUCUAAUAGCAAGACACCUACAAGAAAUGAAAAUAAGAAAGGCAAGAAAACUCCGUGUAAAACGAAGUCCCCAGGUCGUUCAACAACACCAACUCCCAACAAAGCCUCUAAGACACCAAACAAAGCUGACAGAUUUAUACCUUCGAGAAGCAAUUCUAACUAUGACCUGUGCCAUUACAUGAUGAGCCGUGAUGAAGAAAAAAGUGAAGAAGCAGUAUCACAAAUAGCAGCGACUGAGGCCAUUGGAAGGGUGCUGACAGACACAGAGCCAGGCCGUCUACUGCAGUACACAUGUAAAGCCCCUGCCGCACCUGAAGGAUACCAGAAUAGAUUACGAGUUGUAUACUCACAGGCAAAAGUUCCUUCAACUGUGAAAAACAACACAAGAUACAUUCCACAAGCUCCUGAAAGAAUACUUGACGCUCCUGAUAUUUUGGAUGACUAUUAUCUCAAUUUAGUUGACUGGAGCACAUCAAAUGUGGUGGCAGUGGCUUUAGGUAAUGCUGUAUAUUUGUGGAAUGCUGGCACUGGGCAGAUUGACCAGCUCUUGACCCUGGAGGGCUCGGAGACUGUCAGCUCCGUCUCCUGGGUGCAAGGAGGCUCGCCACACUUGGCCGUUGGCACAUCAUCCUCAACUGUUGAACUGUGGGACUGUUCUAAAAUUAAGAGACUAAGGCUAAUGGAUGGUCACUCUGGUCGUGUGGGCGCGCUGGCAUGGAACAUGUACAUCUUGUCUAGCGGAGGCCGCGACGGUAACAUCGUGCACCACGACGUGCGACAACGCGACCAUGCUCUAGCCACCGUGUAUGCACAUACUAGAGAGGUGUGUGGUUUGAAAUGGUCGCUGGACGGUAAAUACCUGGCAUCGGGCGGUAACGACAACCUGCUCAACAUCUGGCCGCUGGCUGAGGGCCAGCACUACUCACAGCCACAGUAUUUAUACUCGUUCAACCAGCACCUGGCGGCAGUGAAGGGCCUGGCGUGGUGUCCGUGGAGUGCAGGCAUCCUGGCGUCAGGCGGCGGCACCGCGGAUCGCACCAUUCGCAUCUGGAACGUCAGCACCGGCGCCAACCUCAACACCGUCGACACCAAGUCACAAGUAUGUUCGAUCGUAUGGAGCACGCACUACAAGGAGCUGAUAUCCGGUCACGGGUACGCCAACAACCAGCUUAUCAUCUGGAAGUAUCCGACGAUGACGCGCGUGGCCGAGCUGAGCGGGCACGUGGCUCGCGUGCUGCACCUCGCGCUCUCGCCGGAUGGCACCUCCGUGCUCUCAGCCGGCGCCGAUGAAACCCUCAGACUUUGGAAAUGUUUCAUGUUGGACCCGUCUAAGAAGAAAGGCCCCACCGACUCAAAGGCUGCUAAAUCUCUACUGAACAUGAACUCAUUGAUUAGAUAAUAUGAAUUGACUAUACGACGCUUGUUGUGUGAACUUUUGACUGAAUAUUGUGAUGUACACAUUAGUGUUACUGUUGUAAUCAAUUAAGUUUUAUAUAAUUAGGAUCUUGGUACAUUAUACACUGGUGUUAUAAAGUAUUUUAUGCCGCAUUAUUUCAACUUUGUAAAGUUGGUUAGAUAAUGUAAUUUUACACAUUAUUUUUGAUUAUUGUUUUUCUAAAAACUUUUAAAGAUAUAGACAGGACUUUACAAAAUGAUGACAUGUUUUUAACUUGGUGACAUACAAGUAUUAAAAAUGUAAAAAUAAUGAAUUUGAAUUGUUAUUUAAAUGACAUUUUGUAAGGACUUAUCUAUAUUUUUAAAUGUUUUUCAACAAGUGAAGUUGAGGUCGUAAAAUGUUAUGUAUAAAUACUAAUUUUCUUUCUUGAUGUUUCUGUUUUAGUUUUAUUGUACUUUAUCUUCUGUAAUAAGUUUAACCGAGAGCAUUUCUCAACCUCGGCCUCCUUGUCCACUAACUUUAUACAAGUAUUUUGCGGCUGACUAAAUGUUAAUUAUGUUUUUACUACACUCUGCAUGGUGUUUAAGACGAUUUUAAUGAAAAACUGUGUUAUUUUAUUAAAAUAAAAAUAACGAACCUUGA